AUGGCAGACAAAGAGGAUGAAAACGCAUGGGAUUCCAGAGACCCUCUUCCUAUUUCAUAUGGCGGAUCACCAGACUUCCCUUUUUUGAAACCUUACCAGGAGCAGGAAUUGACCUCAGACAGCUGCCUACUCUCUAUAUCUAAACCCCAGCAUCCCUCAUCAGAGGAGGAACCAUCUUCCAGCAGUGAUACACCCCUUCAAUCCGCGCCCACCAUUCGCCAGCCAACUGUGCGUCCUCCAGUUUGUACACACAGUGUGGUAGAACGUCAGUACUGUGUUCACGAGUUCGAGCUAUGCGAAUCGUGCGGUAGAAUACCCUUUCUUGGAUGGUUCUUCGCUUGCGUGGAAGACACAUCCGGUUUUUCGGACCCGUUAGAUCCCAUCCGGGGCCCAUUUCUCAGCCCCUGGAUUCUGAAAGCGAUAGAAAAUGGGAAUUACACCGUGGAAGAGAGAGAGGUUCUGAUCCAACAAAAACUGGGCGUCAUGAGAAUGGCGGCGCUGGAAAAACAUCCUUCGAGUCCUGCUCUCUCACUACUGGAAGUCGAGAAUGAGCCCGGAGAAUACAUAACUCAGUACAAUCAGAGUCCCUUCAGGGUCAACCAAUCUAUCGGUCACACGCAGCAAACUAGCAGCUCAACCUCGUAUACGUCUUCUCGUCCACUUCCACCUCCGCCGUGCACGCUCAGAGCCUGUCGUCACUGUGAGCGUCGAUUUGCUAAUCUCGAAGAGCGCUCAUGGUCCAGCAUUAACGAAAUCUGCAGUGAUCCCACCAUUACAGUCCCUGCUGCGUGGGAGCUAGCUGGUAGACCUGUCUCCGAUUCCAAUACGGUUCGUAAUUUGGGGUUGCGACAAGUCACGAUGCCUUAUCCGAAUGCCCAGUCAGCCAGCUGCUGGACCACGAGGAGCCAUGAAAAGGUCGCAGAUGCGAAGCUGUAUAUUCAAAAGAGCAUAGCCAGCCACGAACUUCCCCAUCUAGUCAAUCAGUCGUUAACCAUCUCGGGACAAAGUGCCAGCAAAUCAAACCAUCAAGCGGUUAAUGCUCAUCCUAAUGAGUCAAUCCAACCAUCACCUUUGAAAUGA
Molecule: messenger RNA, 1080 nt
Organism: Aspergillus tanneri
Lineage: Eukaryota; Fungi; Ascomycota; Eurotiomycetes; Eurotiales; Aspergillaceae
Exons: 1
Coding region: 1-1080 (359 amino acids)
Source: RefSeq, a predicted model, not a curated record